AUGGCAAGGGGACAAAAGAAGGAAAAAACAAGACAGAAAAACAUGAAAAAAUCCCAGGAAAUUAGCAAGGGUAAAAGAAAAGAGGAUAGGACAACUACCUCUCAGAGAGAGCAGAGGAACUCCGAGAUAAUGCAACAAAAGCAGAAGGCAGCUAAUGAGAAGUCUCUGCAGACAAGAGAAGAAUGA
Messenger RNA from Odobenus rosmarus divergens (Pacific walrus), 186 nucleotides. Its product is annotated as small EDRK-rich factor 1-like. The record is from RefSeq and is a predicted model, not a curated record. Bases 1 to 186 code for a protein of 61 amino acids. NCBI's taxonomy places the organism in Eukaryota, Metazoa, Chordata, Mammalia, Carnivora, Odobenidae. The transcript is spliced from 2 exons.